Messenger RNA from Pseudogymnoascus verrucosus, 1777 nucleotides. RefSeq lists its product as uncharacterized. Gene Ontology annotation, biological process: transmembrane transport. Lineage: Eukaryota; Fungi; Ascomycota; Leotiomycetes; Thelebolales; Thelebolaceae. The record is from RefSeq and is a predicted model, not a curated record. Gene Ontology annotation, cellular component: membrane. The transcript has 6 exons. Gene Ontology annotation, molecular function: transmembrane transporter activity. Bases 151 to 1614 code for a protein of 487 amino acids.
GGCAUCCUUUUCAGUGGUUUAAGAUAUGAAGAGUUGGCGUUGCUGUCGUUCAAGAUAUAGCCCCUGACAUCCGCCGUCUAUUUGGGGCUACAUGAUCAAUCUUCCAUUCAUCCAUCCUCAACAUUAUCUGGACACAAUACAACAGUGAACAUGAGCAAUACAGUUACAGAUACUUCUGUAAACAAGGACUUCGAUGCUGAAGUAAGCCACGCAGAGAUGGUGAGCGAGCUGAAGGCUGAGGCAACUCACGUCCUCGUUGAUGCAAAUAGACAGAUCUAUUUCGUGAAAAAGUAUGAUCGCCAUAUGCUUUGGAUUGUCUGUGUCUUAUAUGUCCUAUCGUACCUCGAUCGUGGAAAUAUCGGCAAUGCCAAAACUGCCGGCGCUCAAGCCGAUUUAGGAUUGAGCAGUGCACAAUGGACUUGGGUUCUCAAUGGAUUCUAUAUAUGCUAUACGGUAUUCGAAUGGGCGACAGUACUAUGGAAGAUUUUUCCUGCGCACAUUUACGUGUCAGUUAUUUGUCUGUCCUGGGGUAUCGCCGCAAUGUCCGCAGGAGCUACCCACAACAUGGCGGGACUCGUUGCUGCUCGAUGUGUUUUAGGAGUUUUGGAGGCAGGCUUCGGUGCUGGAGCUCCCUACUACCUGUCUCUCUUCUAUCAGCGAAAAGAAUUAGGCCUGAGAGUUGCUUUGCUGACAGGCAUGUCCCCAUUGGCAAAUUGUUUUGCAGCAUCUUUGGCCUAUGGGAUUACACAUAUAAAAGGAUCCCUUGAGCCAUGGCAGGGUGCUCCGACCAUAGCAUUUGCUCCCGUGGUCUUCUUUUUACUCCCAGAUUCCCCAAGCACCGCUAAAUUCCUUACCGAAGAUGAGCAGACUGGGGCAGUCGAACGCAUGCAUACUCGGGAUACCACUGCCAAGACCAAGAUGAACUGGAGACAAGUGACCGCUGGUCUCUCAGACUAUCAGAACUAUGUACAUGCGCUUAUACAUUUCUGCUGCAAUUAUUCCUUCGCUGGUCUCUCCAACUUCCUUCCCACCAUUGUUGAGAAUCUCAACUACACCAGCAUUCAAGCUCAGGGACUUACUGCUCCACCAUAUCUUGCAGCCUUUUUGCUAUGCGUUUUGGUUGCCUUUUACAGUGAUAAGUAUGGGAACAGAGGCUUUGUCGUCGCAGGAUUUUCUUUUAUGGGAGCCGUCGGCUAUCUACUCCUUGCAACUCUAGAAGAUGCGAAAUACAACGGAGCCCGUUAUUUCGGAAUCUGGCUUGCCUGCUGCGGCGUCUUUCCCGCACUGUCAAUUAACAUCACCUGGCUACUCAACAAUCAAGGCGGAGAAUCAAAGCGUGGAGCUGGACUUGCAAUACUUGCGAUAUUUGGGCAGACGAGCUCGUUCCUCAGCAGUGCUGUGUUUCCCAAAGAAGACGGACCCUAUUUUGUCAAGGGAUGUGCAAUUGGUUGUGCCUUCACGGGGCUCAUCUGUGUGUUGUCCCUUGGUCUUCAUUUCAAGUUGGCCCAUGAGAACAAGAAGAGGGAUACGGCUACAGGACCCAUCGACCCAACCGAGGCAUUGGAUCUUACGCAGCUCAGUGACAAGCACCCAAACUUUAGAUACUUUACAUAAGGCUGGAAUACUUGGCAGCCUCUGGGGAAUGUUUGCUGAAAUAGCUAUAUUUCUUUACUGUUAGUAUUGAAAUGCAGUCAUUCGAGGAGGUAUUACCUACAUGUUUUGAUUGUGAUACUUGGUUUGUUUAGGUUGGUGUCCACCCAAUUGAUAAAGUCUUGCG